Messenger RNA from Ictalurus punctatus (channel catfish), 2204 nucleotides. It is a transcript of the gene mxh, whose product is annotated as myxovirus (influenza virus) resistance H. Gene Ontology annotation, cellular component: microtubule; cytoplasm; nucleus. The record is from RefSeq and is a predicted model, not a curated record. Gene Ontology annotation, biological process: defense response to virus. The transcript is spliced from 14 exons. Gene Ontology annotation, molecular function: GTP binding; GTPase activity; microtubule binding. NCBI's taxonomy places the organism in Eukaryota, Metazoa, Chordata, Actinopteri, Siluriformes, Ictaluridae. The coding region runs from base 84 to 2030 and encodes 648 amino acids.
UAUUAGUCUGUUCAUAAAUCAUUACCACUAACAACUAGAACGUGGUGUGUGGAGUUCUCUAUCCUACAGAGAACAUUUUAUCCAUGGAUUCUCCACUGGAAAUAUUGGAUUAUGACUCUCAAGACAAUAAUGAAAUGGCAAAUCAGCCAGCUGAAGAGAGGACUGGAUUGUUUCUCAAACAAUGGGAAUCCCAAGUGCGCCCCUACAUUGAAAUGAUUGACUACCUACGGCGUAUCGGCAUUGAGAAGGAUCUUGCCCUGCCCUCCAUUGCUGUUGUCGGAGACCAGAGUUCUGGGAAGAGCUCAGUUUUGGAAGCAUUGUCUGGCGUGGCUUUACCCAGAGGCAGUGGUAUCGUCACACGUUGUCCACUGGAGCUGAAACUGCGGAAGCUGAAUGAUUCCUCAAAAUGGACGGCUAUAAUCUCUUACCGAGAUGUGCAAGAGACAUUCAUGGAUCCUUCACAAGUUGAGGGUUACGUCAGGAGAGCCCAGAAUGUUCUUGCUGGAGAUGGUGUUGGGAUCUGUGAUGAACUCAUCAGUUUAGAGAUCAAGUCUCCUGACGUAUGUGACCUCACCCUAAUUGAUUUACCUGGUAUAACUAGAGUACCCGUGAAAGGCCAACCUGAAGAUAUUGGAGAUCAGAUUAGACGUCUUAUAUUGAAAUUUAUUGAGAAGAGAGAAACUAUUAAUUUGGUUGUUGUACCGUGCAAUGUGGACAUAGCAACAACCGAGGCACUGCGGAUGGCACAGGGUGUGGAUCCGAAUGGAACAAGAACUUUAGCAAUUCUUACGAAGCCAGAUUUGGUGGAUAAAGGGGCGGAAGCUGACAUUUUGCAGGUUAUGCAGGGUAAAGUUGUUCCUCUGAAAAAAGGUUACAUAAUGGUACGAUGUAGGGGUCAGAGUGACAUUAAUGAAAACAUCUCCUUGGCUGAGGCCACAAGACAGGAGACGGAGUUCUUCAGGACCCACAAUCACUUCAGCUAUCUUUUGGAAGAACAGAAAGUCACAACACGCUUCCUUGCUACCAGGCUCACCAAAGAGUUGGUUGAACAUAUCAGGUCAUCACUGCCAUCCCUCACAGAGCAGAUUCAAAUCCGCUUGUCUGCUGUUAGGCUAGAACUCAGGAGCUAUGGCCAAGGUCCUCCAUUAGAGCCAGAGAAGAUGGCGGCUUAUCUGAGUAAGAAAAUCUUGGAGUUCAGCGAUCAAGUCACUGAGCUCUGUCGGACCGGGGCAUCAGGAGAGGGAAACAUCUAUUCUCUCCUGCGACCUGUGUUCAAGCAAUGGGAAUGCCACCUGAGAGACUCCAAAGCAUUAUUGAGGGAUGAAGUGCGGGAGAUGACGGAAAACUAUGAGGCACAUCGUGGGAGAGAGCUGAUAACAUUCAGUGACUACUGUGUAUACGAAUCACUGAUUCAGAAGCAUGUAAACAAUCUCACACUACCAGCUAUAGAGACUCUGAAAACUAUUAGAGGCAUUGUGCAAAAUGAGUUCAGAACUCAGUGCGAGCUCUGCUUCCUAAAUUACCCUCAUCUGAGAUUUAUGAUAAUAAAUCAGAUUGAUGACAUUCAGUCACAGCAGGAGGCAAAAGUGGAGAAGAGGAUCAUGGAGUACAUCAGCAUGGAGAAACUCGUGUUUACCCAGGACCCCAUUUUCAACCAGAAGAUGGUCGACUUCCGUUUCGUUGAGCAGAGGCAGGAGUACGAGUCUGUGUGUUUAGAUACUGGAGAGAAUGCAACCUCUCCCAACAACUGUGCUGUCUUUGACACCAGAAAACUAACACCUGAAAAAUGGAUAAUAUACUAUGAGAUUGUCUACCAGCGUCUGGCAGAUUUUGUUCCCAUGUUGAUUCUGCUGUUUAUGUUGAAAGAAGCGGUCGUAAUGUUGCGGGCAGAGUCCAUGGGCCUGCGUAAUGGGGCUGAUGUGGCUAAACUGCUCAGUGAAGACUCGGAGUCAGGACGAAAGAGAACAGAGUUACAUCAGCGCAUGGAACGACUACGGAUGGCCCAGGAGAGGAUCACCAUUAACCUCUGAAAUUUUGCAUUUUUAACUCUUAUCUAAAAACAUACAUACAUAUUAAUUAAUAAUGUUUUCAAAAUAGUCUGGCUUUAAACACACUUUUAGGAUACUGUGUGGAAUGUUCUUUUUUAUCCCAACAAUCUUGACAAUUGACAUGUCUCUUGAAAUAAAAUGGAACGGGACAAAGAA